Messenger RNA from Fusarium vanettenii 77-13-4, 1668 nucleotides. RefSeq lists its product as uncharacterized. Lineage: Eukaryota; Fungi; Ascomycota; Sordariomycetes; Hypocreales; Nectriaceae. The transcript has 2 exons. The record is from RefSeq and is a predicted model, not a curated record. Bases 1 to 1668 code for a protein of 555 amino acids.
AUGACGAUGACUUCGGCGCCGAAGGCCGCUUUAGAAGCGGCCCCUAGUGGUAACGACGCCCCCGUUGUAACACUUCAGAAUGGCUCCUACUAUGGCAUUCACAACUCUGCGUACAACCAAGAGUACUUCUUGGGCAUGCCAUAUGCGCAACCACCCCUCAAGGAUCUACGCUUCAGACAUCCCCACUCCUUGAACACAACCUGGGAUGGACUCCGUAAUGCAACGGAGUAUCAGUCCAAAUGUUAUCAGUAUGGAUAUCCGACAGGACCACUCACAGGAGGCUCUGACGAUUGUCUGCACCUGAACGUCAUCCGCCCCUCAGGAGUCGCAAAUGAGAAGCUUCCUGUACUUGUCUGGAUCCAUGGUGGUGGUCUUGUUGGUGGUUUCAGUGGUGAUCCUGGCAAUAACCUUACUUACCUUGUUGACGAGUCUGUUAAGAUGGGAUCACCCAUUGUUGCCGUCUCGAUCAACUACCGCCUGGCUGCCUGGGGAUAUCUAUGGAGCAAGGCAAUCAAGGAGGCAGGCGAGGGUAACAACGGCUUUCGAGAUCAAAGACUCGCCCUGCAGUGGAUUCAGGAAAACAUCGCAGCAUUUGGUGGCGAUCCUGAGAAGGUGACCAUCUGGGGCCAGAGCGGAGGUGCUCGUGGUGUUGCCUCUCAGUUGACAGCCUACGGCGGCAGAGAUGACGGCCUUUUCAGGGCAGCCAUUCUCGAAAGUGCCACGGGAUUCCACACAGGCUUCCGUGAGGAGACUGUCAAAGAUGCUCUUGACUGGGACAAGGGAUAUGCUCAACUACUCAAGCUGACGAGAUGUGAAUCAGCCAAGGAUUCUCUACAGUGUCUCCGAGAGGUUCCGUCUCUCGAGUUGGCUGAGAAGAUUGGAAAUAUCACUUUCCCAGUCUAUCUCGACAUUGUCGACGGCGACUUUAUCCAAGAUGACCGCUCUGAGCUGGUUCGACAAGGGAAAUUUGCCCAUGUACCCGUCAUCAACGGCGCUGCAACCGAUGAUGGCGAUUUCUUUGCUCAAAAGGGAAUCAACACGACAACAGAGUGGGAGGCUUAUCUGCGCAAAGAAGGGGCCAGCAACAGCACAAUUGAAGCCAUCUCUGCCUUGUACCCGGACAUUCCCCGCGUCGGUCUCCCUGCUACUUUUGAAGGACGCCCAAUAGGCGAGUUGGCAUCAUAUGGUGCUCAGUGGAAGCGUGCAUUGGCCUUCGGUGGCGACAGAGCCAUGCAUGCACCGAGAAGAGCCUGGGUCAAGACCUGGGCUGCUGUAAACCUCUCCGCUUACAGCUACCGCUUCGACGUUGUGUCUGGAGAUCGUAACCCAGUCCAAGGAGCAGGCCACUCAGUUGACCUCCCCUUUGUCUUCCGCAACACCGAGCGUCUAGCACAGUUGAACGCAACAGAGCCAGUUCCCGGUUCCUUCAAAGCCUUGGCAGUCUCGAUCUCGAGGAAGUGGAUCAGCUUCACGGCAAACCUCGACCCCAACUUUAAGGGGAUGCAGGGUGAAAAGUGGCCGGUGUACGAGGAGGAGGGAGGAAAGAAUCUCGUAUUCCACAUCAAUGAUACUUCUUUGGCUCAUCUGGAGGAGGACACUUAUCGGACGGAACAGCUCGAGUAUUUGAAUAAGAAGUUGUGGAAGACUGGCCUGGAGGAGGGAAAAUGA